This is a messenger RNA of Passer domesticus (house sparrow), 8372 nucleotides long. RefSeq names its product PH domain and leucine rich repeat protein phosphatase 2 (gene PHLPP2). Lineage: Eukaryota; Metazoa; Chordata; Aves; Passeriformes; Passeridae. The transcript is spliced from 19 exons. The record is from RefSeq and is a predicted model, not a curated record. Gene Ontology annotation, molecular function: protein binding. Bases 125 to 4168 code for a protein of 1347 amino acids.
ACAGGCAGGCACGGAGCUCGGGGCUCCCGCCGCUGCCGCCGCCGCCCGGGGCGGGGCCUGGGCCGGACGGCCCGCGCGCUUCCGGGGCGGGGCCGCGGCGGCCGGGGUGUCGGUGCGGCCGGCGAUGGGGGAGGCCGCGCCGGGUGCCGCGCUGGGGCCCAGGGAGGCGCAGGAGCCCGAGGAGGACGAGGCGGCGGCGCCGGGCGGCGCACGAGGGCGCCGGGCCGGAUCCCGCGGCGGAAUCCGGGUGCUGAAGAGGAACGCCAAGCGCCCCGGCAGCAGGAGCUGCCAGAGCAGGAGUCGGGUCGGUUCCCGUGAGAGGACCUGGCUGAAAGGGGACGUCGGACGAGGCUGCGUGUAUGUUUAUGGAAGAGACUCAGCAGCUGCGGCUCCUUCGGACUUGCGCCUAGUCCUCUGCACAGUGGACACCCAAGCCUCGGAGAUCUGUGACGGAGAAGGGAGAAAAACCCUCUUUUUGCAGCUUCAUGGAGACCUGGUCAGGAGGCUGGAACCCACAGAAAAACCCCUUCAGAUUGUGUAUGACUACUUGGCUGGGCUGGGUUUUGAUGAUCCUCUCAGAAUACAGGAAGAGGCAGCAAACUCUGAUCUCAGCUGUAUGAUUCGCUUUUACAGUGAAAAGCCAUGUCAGGUGGAACAGCUGGAUCGCAUCCUGCUCUCUGGAGUCUAUAAUGUACGCAAAGGAAAGACCCAGCUGCACAAGUGGGCAGAGCGCUCAGUCACUCUCUGUGGUACGUGCCUCAUUGUGUCCUCAGUGAAGGACAGCCAUGCAGGGAAGAUGCACAUCUUGCCUCUCGUUGGAGGGAAGGUGGAAGAGAUGAAACGUCGGCAGUACACCCUUGCUUUCACAUCUGCUGGAGCACAAGCUCAGACAUACCAUGUUUCCUUUGAAACGCUGGCAGAGUGCCAGCGGUGGCACCGGCAGGCAUCCACGAUUGUGUCUAUGCGAUUUAGCAUGGUUGAUCUUUCAUGCUACAGCCUUGAGGAAGUACCAGAGCACCUCUUCUACAGUCAAGAUAUCACCUACCUCAACUUACGCCACAAUUUUAUGAGAACAAGUGGAGCAGGGAGUCUUGACUCUCUUUGCAGGUUUUCUCAGUUGAAGAGUCUGAACUUGUCUCAUAAUAGACUGGGAGAGUUUCCUGUAUCACUGUGUGAGAUCUCUACUCUGACAGAGCUUAAUAUUUCCUGUAAUGGACUUCAUUACUUGCCAAGUCAGAUUGGCAAACUGUUGAAUCUCCAGACCUUCUGGCUUGAUGGCAAUUUCCUCACAUCCUUACCAGAAGAGAUGGGAAACCUGCAGCAGCUCAGCUGUCUUGGGCUUUCAUUCAAUAACUUCUGUGAACUGCCAGCAAUUUGUGAAAAACUUGCCACCUUAGACAAACUAGCCCUGGCAGGGAACUUGCUAGAGACCCUGGACCUGACAGUGUUGAACCGUAUGGGUCACAUCAAAAGUGUGGACCUGAGGCUGAACAACCUGAAGAGAGCAGCAGCUGACACUCUGGAGGAGAACAAAUCUGUGGCUUACAUGGAUUUACGAGACAAUCAGAUGACAGAUCUGGAUCUGAGCUCCUUGGUCAGCCUGGAGCAGCUGCACUGCGAGCGAAAUAAGCUGAGAGAGCUGACACUGAGCGGCUUUUCCCUUCGGGCCCUGUAUGCCAACAGCAACUGUCUGACAGCUGUCAAUAUUUAUCCGGUUCCUGAUCUACUGACAUGUCUAGAACUCUCUCACAAUCAACUACAGUGUGUCCCAGACUGGGCCUGUGAAGCAAAGAAACUGGAAGUUUUGGAUGUGAGCUACAACCUACUCUUGGAGCUUCCAUCAAGGAUCCUCAGAAGCUUGAGUCUUCGGAAGUUGAUGGUGGGGCACAAUCGUCUGCAAAGCCUUCCACCUCUUCUAGAACACAUUCCACUGGAGGUGCUGGACCUUCAGCACAAUCUGUUGACUAAACUCCCAGAGACACUCUUUGUCAAAGCUCUGAACCUCAGGUACCUGAAUGCAUCUGCAAACAGCCUGGAGUCCUUGCCCUCCACAUGUCCGGGGGAGGAGAGUUUGAGCAUGCUGCAGCUGCUAUACUUGACUAAUAACAACCUCACAGAUCAAUGCAUCCCUGUCUUGGUGGGACACCCAAACCUACGGAUCCUGCAUCUGGCAAACAACAACCUGCAGACUUUCCCUGCAAGCAAACUUAGUAAGCUGGAGCACUUGGAAGAACUGAAUCUGAGUGGAAACAAACUGAAAACAAUUCCUACAACGGUUGCAAACUGCAAGCUACUUCAUACACUUAUUGCACACUCUAAUGAAAUCAGCAUUUUUCCAGAAAUCCUGCAUUUGCCCCGUAUUCAGUUUGUGGAUUUGAGCUGCAAUGAGUUAACUGAAAUCCUAAUCCCUGAGGCACUGCCAGGUGCCUUGCAAGAGCUGGAUCUGAGUGGAAACACAAACCUGGUGUUAGAACACAAGACACUGGAUAUCUUCAGUCACAUUACCACACUGAAGAUUGAUGCUAAGCCCUCCCUCACAGCAGACUCGGCACUCACUUCUGUCUUCUGGAGUCACGGAGUAGCUGAGAUGGCAGGCCAAAGAAAUAAGCUGUGUGUGUCAUCCCUGGCACUGGGGAGCUUUGCAGAGGGGGUGGAGGCUGUGUAUGGCAUGUUUGAUGGUGACAAGAAUGAAGAACUGCCACGUUUGCUGCAGUGCACCAUGGCCGAUGUGCUCCUGGAGGAGGUACAGCAGUCUGACACCAUGUUCAUGUCCAACACCUUCUUGGUCUCCCACAGAAAGCUGGGCAUGGCUGGGCAGAAGCUGGGUUCCUCUGCUGUCCUUUGCUACAUUCGUAAUGAGGUGGCUGAUCCAGCCAGCAACUUUUCUCUGACGGUGGCCAAUGUGGGGACGUGCCAAGCCGUUCUGUGCCGAAGUGGAAAAGCACUGCCUCUCUCCAAAGUCUUCAGUCUUGAACAAUGUUCAGAAGAAGCCAGGAGAGUCAAGGAACAAAAAGCCAUUAUAACAGAGGACAAUAAAGUCAAUGGUGUGACUUGCUGUACUCGGAUGCUGGGCUGCACAUACCUGCAUCCUUGGAUCCUGCCCAAACCACAUGUCAGUUCCAUUCCACUGACUGUACAAGAUGAAUUGCUACUUCUAGGGAACAAAGCUCUCUGGGAACACCUUUCUUAUGCAGAGGCUGUCUCAGCUGUGCGGCACCUACACGACCCACUAGCUGCAGCAAAGAAACUCUGCACUUUAGCCCAAAGCUAUGGUUGCCAAGACAAUGUUGGUGCAAUGGUGGUAUGUCUGAACAUCAGUGAGGACAACUGCACGUGUGAGAUGCACGGCCUCACUCUGACAGGCCCUGGGGGAUUUAGUUCUACUACCACCAAACCAGCAACACCUUCAUGUAGCAGUGGAAUUGCUUCAGAGUUCAGCAGUGAACUGUCUGCUUCUGAGGUUAGCAGUGAGGUGGGCUCUACUGCAUCAGAUGAACACAAUGCUGUUGGUCUCGACGGCAGCUUGCUACCACGACAAGAACGACGUUGCAGCCUACAUCCUGUGCCCCCCUCAAGCAUCUUUCAGCGCCAACCUUCCAGUGCCACCUUCUCUAGCAACCAGUCUGACAAUGGUCUAGAUAGUGAUGAUGAGCAGCCUGUGGAAGGUGUGAUGACAAAUGGCAGUAAAGUGGAGGUAGAAGUGGACAUCCAUUGCUGUAAAGGAAAGAGUCUGGAAUUACAACAUCCUGCUGCAGAGUACAGCUCUUCUGCUCCAGGGCCAGAGGAUGACUCUGGGCUUGUACUCAUCAUUCGGAGGCAGAACAGUGUAAACAGCAACACUGUGCAGAGAGGGGUUAAGGAGAAGUGUGAACUCCAAAAAUCUCUUUCCACAUGUUGUCUUUAUGGAAAGAAGCUUUCCAAUGGCUCCAUAGUGCCCUUGGAGGAGAGCCUCAACCUCAUAGAAGUAGCGACAGAGGCACCCAAGAAGAAGACAGGCUAUUUUGCUGCUCCAUCCCAGAUGGAGCCAGAAGAUCAAUUUGUGGUGCCACCUGAUCUGGAAGAGGAAGUGAAAGAACAAAUGAAGCAGCACCAGGAGGACAGAGCAGAUCAGGAGCUGAAAGAAGAACAUGCAGCAUCCCUGCCGGAGGAGUUUGACACAGCUCUGUAACCCUACAAGUACCAUUCCCACAUUAUCUGUCCCAGGAAGCUCUGUUUAAUAAGGGCUGUCAUGCCCUCUGAGGGAGCUGGGAUCUGCAAGGAGUACAGACACCUGCUGCUUCCUUAAUGGAGUUGAGGAAGAAUCAGGAAGGCCAUCUGGGCUGUCCACUUAACCACUGUAGCAUCUCAGUUGUUCUAUGAGCACACAGAUCAGCAGCUAAGCUCUGUGUUAGGGACUGUCUGGUAAGUCCUUGAACCCUGAGAUUCUGCCAGCUGUGCUGGACAGGGGCUGGCAUAUGUGUGUAUGGGGUGAGGAGGCUGCUGAGAGAGAAAUGCUCAGUGUUUAGAGUCCUGUGAAUAUUUCUGAUGCAGUGUCCCACCUUCCCCGCCAGCACCUGACUUUGUUAUUCCUUGAACGAGUACAGACAGUUGCAAUGAAGCUGACCUGAGAAUGGUUUCCUACAUUAAUUGCAAGCACUUUUAUUUAUUGCACUGAAGCUGUUCUUUUCCCUUUCAGCCCAGCACUUUAUUAUUUAGGGUUAGGGGAGAAAGCACUCCACAGCAGGUAUGCUGUGGACUUUUCCCAAUGGAUGUUCUUAGGAUAGUGGAGGACUCAGGGUACCAGUGUUCUGAUGGGCACUGGUGUAGGGGAGAGUGAAGGUUAUGAUGGGAUCAUUCUGUGCAGGAUGAGAAAACACAUAGCUGAGUGAUAAGCAGGUGCCAACCGAUGCAUUUUAUAUGGAGCAUAGAAAAGAUCAGGACUGGUUGAUUAAGGCAAUGUGUAGAUCUAGUGGUUCUAGCUGCAGAGCACAGACCCACCUCAGCAGCAGCCUGGCCACCUUCAUCAUGGAUGCUUCACAGUAGAAGCUUCCUCUACAGAAGUCAUGGGAUAAAGCCAGGAGCUUGUGCUUGUCUCAGUGGUCAGUCAGAAGAGUUAAGCUGUAAACAAUGGUGUGCUGUAAGACUGGCAGAAGCAUCCAGUGCUCUUUUCUGUCAACAUAAGCCUCUGCAUUGUCAGCUACAGCAUCUUUGCUUGCCUCUAGAAGCAGGAGUCAUAUUCCAAAUACACAGCAACCAGCAUUUCAUGGUAUGUGCCCAAUUUGGCCACAAACAAGGUGAAAGUGUACUUGUUCCUGCUAAGCCUUCAGCACAAAAGCAAAAAUUAAACUUUUCAUCUUACUCACAUUUUUAUCAGCACUGAAAAGAUGUUUAAAACAGUCCCACUAAUGAUGAACUGGCUAGUCUGCACUCAGAUGCCUUGUUUCCAUUAGGAUUUUUGGUGCAGGGUGUAAGUUGGCUGCAAUUGUUGUCAUCUUGUAUAAGGGUUGUGGACGUCACUGCCUCUGUAGCAUGCAGAUCUGUCUUCCUUCCUGACAGAGCUGGAUAGCAGCUGUCCCUGUCAUGUCAGUGGUGCAAUAAUCCUGACUGUGAUGUGGGCUAGUGCCUUUUCUUCAUUAAUUAUAUAUUUAUGAAGAAAACAUAAACGUUUCUUCUGAAGAGAUCUGAGGGGCUUGAGUUGUCUAUUUUUGGAUCAAAUUUGGGCCUUACUCAGAAGGAAAUACUGUGCAGACUGUUUGUGAAAUUCUGUCAAUAUAGAUCUUUUGACAAAAUCUAAUGGAAUUUUACUGAGAUUUCAGAGCACCUUGAAUUUCUUCUCACUAAGAAAAAAAGGUAUUUCUGUCACGCACGAGGAGCAACAUUUUAGGAUUGUAAUCAUGAAACAACCCAACUUUUUGCAAAGUUUAAACUCUCACAAUUUUUGGUUGUUUAAAUGCUUAUUUCAUUUGGAACUGGAGGUUGAAGCUAACUCUUAAAGUCACAGAAACAAGGAUUUGAAUCCUUUAGGCAGAGGAGAAACAGCAGAAAAGGUUCAAAUGCUAAACCCCAUCCCAAUGUAUUCAGCUGCAACUUUUGAUUCUGUUACUGGUGAUAAUUUUACCAAAUAUCUGUGCCUAGCCUCACAGUUUCUGAUAUCUGAAAGGGCUGUGGAACAGCCUCCAUUCAGUAUGAUGAUCAGGGACUGAUGCAGAAACCCUUAUUUCUGAGUAAGACUCUGACAAGUCCUGCACUCUGAGUAGCAUGUAUGAAUGCAAAUCAGGUCUCUAUUUCUUGCACUGAUAUGGAAAGUCCAGUGUAUCCUUGCCAGUCUGAAUCAGUACUAUUGCAUGCAGAAUUGCCACAAGGAGUUAGUAAUGAAUGGCUCUACCUAUCUCAGUGUUGAAGGAAUAAGAAAAACACAGCUCUGCAACAGAGCAUGCAGAUUUCUGAACUGUACCUCUUGGAGGUAGUGGCAGAAUGGAACAGAAGGAAUGCCUACUUUGACUUUUUCUCCAGUGCUGUUUCUGGUUUUGAAGCAGAAAGGGAGUUUAAAUACAGCCAGCUCCUAUUUUCUAUGGGUGUGAACUGUCAUGGAAGACAUGGCUUGUUAUCUUUCUUACAUUCCAGGAAGAAUCCACAGAUUUCUGUGAAGCUGGUAUUAUGGACUCUGGGCAGCACAGGCUGAGUUGACUUUAGCUGUUCCAAAUAGUGUUUCUUUAUUUGACUAAGACAAGCGCUGGUGUCCUCAAGCAGCUUUUGCAUAUUUUCCAUGUGCUUCUUCCAAGGAUUAAGCUUUUCCUUUUCCAUUUCAGCCACAGCAUUGUGAUGCUUUUUCUCCAGUCAUCCAAAAUCUUUUUCAUGCAUUAAAAAUAGUGCCUGUUCAUCACAGAAAGUGCUGCUUUUUCCUAGGCCACUUUUGGGUGUCAGCAAAGACACUGGCGUAAUUUUUUCAUGCAGAUGUCCUGGAUUUUCUAACAAAAGAUUCCAACUGCUGAGACACGCUUCAAGGUCACUGUCAUCCAAAGAAAUUGGUUUUUUUCUGACAUUGGUCAGACAGUGGUGUGGCUGGGUUAUCUUCAUCUGUCUGGUGAGGACAACUCACAGAACAGAGUGCUUCCCUCCAUUACCUUUUGUUUUCCUUCCUCCCUUUGUGUCUGCCCUACUUUAUUUAUUAACACUACCUUAGAUUUCAAGCUCCCAAGGAGCACUGCUGUAGGUGGAACAGGUAUGAAUGGGCAGUCUACUGAAGGACUCAUAGCAGGGUAUAGAAAGUGUCUUCCCAAUUAUCUUCCUGUUCUCCAGUCCCUUCCCUGAUUUUACAGAGUUUACAGAGAUACUAUGUGAUCAUCACAUAACCACAUCACUGAGAAUGUCCCACUCACUUGCAGACUUUCUGUUAGAGAGGGGUUCUCACCUUGAGGUCCUCUGGCUAUUUUGUCCCUGCUGAGCAAUGCAAGCCCUCCCACACUGCACGUAGCCACAGCCAAGUGAAGCUGAGGAGGUUGCUGGUCCAUCUCUUCAGUAAUUCUGGCUCUGCUGAUAAGCAUGCUUGCUGAGACAGGUACUCUGAAGGCACUGCUCUUGUCCUGUCCUGUCCAGAAAGGCUUCUGUAUUGAGUGGUGGGUAGUGGGGGCCCAGGUGUUAAAGGUAAGAGCCUCCAUGUUGCCCCCAGAACAAGGCCCAGUGGAAGCAGCAUCACAGACUGCUCAUAUCAGACUGCAAUCUUCAGUUAGAUGGGAGGGUAACAUCCUGUUCCAAGGAGGAGGAAGUAUUUUCCUCUCUCAGGGACAAGCUGCUGUGAAGUCUAAAAGCUUUCCUGUAGUACACAGGACCUUCAGCCACACCUAAGGCUUUGGACCUGUGGGGUUUCUGCACUCCUUCCAGACAGAUGCUGGUGGCUUUUGUGUCACUUGCCAAAGGCCUUUCUUCAGGCAGAUCACCUCUUUGGUCUUGUGCAAUCAUUGUCUGCUGUUCUAUUGCUCUUCUAAAGACUCAACUGUAUUUUUCCUCUUUUUUCACAUUUUAAAAUGUUACCUUUUUAAAAUUAUUAAUAUGAUCUGGCGCAUGUUAACUAUUGCAGUGUACCAACCGUUUACUAAAUAAUCCUUUUUCAUGCUUUUUUUUUGUUUUUAAAAAGGAGAGUAUUUUCUGUAUCCCACUCUAGCAUGCACCUAUAAUGAUCCCUGUUUUUAUAGUGUGUGGGAGUAGGUUGUCCAAUGAAUGUGCCCUCAGCACUGUGGCCUAUGUACUGCUUUGGAAAGGCAAAUAACGUGAUUGUUGGAAAACACUAGUCCACUGAUUCUUUAUUCAGAUGUAUAGAGAAGUUGAUGAAGGAAGAGUAUUUUUGCAUUGAAUUUUCAGCUGACUUAGCAAUAAAGAUUUUUACUUUCAUCUAA